This is a messenger RNA of Orbicella faveolata, 3972 nucleotides long. Its product is annotated as sodium- and chloride-dependent betaine transporter-like. Gene Ontology annotation, biological process: nitrogen compound transport; sodium ion transmembrane transport; amino acid transport. NCBI's taxonomy places the organism in Eukaryota, Metazoa, Cnidaria, Anthozoa, Scleractinia, Merulinidae. Gene Ontology annotation, cellular component: plasma membrane. The record is from RefSeq and is a predicted model, not a curated record.
ACUGCCUCAUUUGUGUGACUUUCCGUAAUGCGAGAUUCAACUCGUGAUCAAAAUACGCACUUAUUCAAGAAGUAGUAGGGGGUUAGUAACGAAUCUAACUUCUCAGAUUUGCGAGGUGCUUUUCACAUCUGGAAAAACAGCCAUCGAGGUCACGAAAGGAUCGAUCUUCAAUCGCUUCUAGAAUGAAUGAGAAAGACAUCAAUAAUGGCGUCGUUAUAGACGGCGAGAAAGCAAACGGAGACUACGGAAGACCAGAAGACAGCCGCGCUGCCCUUGUUGAGCCGAUGAUGAUAGAAGAGAAUGGUGUCGUUAUUGAGGAUGAUCGGGAGAAGUGGGGAAAGAAACUGGACUUCAUGCUUUCGUGCAUCGGGUACGCAGUUGGUCUUGGCAAUGUUUGGAGGUUUCCAUACUUGUGUUAUGAAAACGGCGGAGCAACGUUCUUGAUACCCUAUUUUGUGAUGCUUGCAAUCAACGGGAUCCCUCUGUUCUACAUGGAACUUGCCAUUGGUCAAUAUCUUAGUCUUGGAACCGUGGGAGCCUGGACGGCCAUCUGUCCCUUGGCAAGAGGAAUUGGAUUUGGUAUGAUCAUAGUUUCUCUACUGGUGUCCAUUUAUUACAAUAUGAUUAUCGCCUGGUGUCUUCUGUACAUGUUUGAGUCCUUCAGAAAAGAUGUGCCAUGGAAAACAUGUGACAAUGACUGGAACACUAAACUUUGCGCACAAAUACGAGUCAAUGCAUCGUCACUUGAUUGUGCCGCAUUGGGCUAUGCCGCCGAUUGCAAGAGUACCAGCCCUUCGGAAGAGUUUUUUAAUCGUCACAUACUUCAAAUAUCUGAAAGUAUAUCUGACAUGGGCGAUGUCAGCUGGCAAAUUGUCCUUAGUUUGAUUCUCGCUUGGAUUAUAGUGUACCUGUGCCUCAUAAAAGGAGUGGCUUCUUCGGGAAAAGUUGUGUACUUCACUGCUACCUUUCCGUACGUCGUUCUGUUUAUUCUAAUGAUCCGUGGCGCCACUCUGGACGGUUCAUUAGAAGGAGUGAUAUUUUACCUUAAACCAGAUGUCCAAAAGCUAAAGGAUCCCCAGGUCUGGGUUCGCGCUGCGUCGCAGAUCUUUUACUCCCUUGGAGUUGGUUUUGGAUCAUUGAUCACCUUCGGAAGUUAUAACAAGUUCAACAACAAUUGCCAAAGAGACGCCAUCAUAGUGAGCUGCAUAAACUGUGGUACAAGUUUCUUCGCGGGAUUUGUUGUAUUCAGUGUUUUAGGAUUUAUGGCCAAGACACUUAACGUUAACGUCGGAGAGGUGGUUACAUCAGGUCCUGGCCUUGCCUUCGUGGGUUACCCAGAAGCCAUUGCGCAAAUGCCUAUCAGCACCUUGUGGGCUAUCUUGUUCUUUUUUAUGCUCCUGACUCUUGGUUUGGACAGCCAGUUCGCUAUGGUGGAGUGUGUCGUUACAGGUCUUUCAGAUGAAUACCCCAAAUACCUACGAAAAUACAAGCCGUUUUUUCUUAUCCUUAUCUGCAUUUUAUUGUUUCUCCUCGCUAUCCCCAUGUGUUCUCAGGGUGGCAUGUACGUCUUCAACCUAUUCGACAUUCAGUCAGGAGGUAUCUCGCUUCUUUUCAUUGGAUUUUGUGAAGCAGCGGUCAUUGGCUGGGGAGUUGGCACACAGACACUUGGUGACAUGAUCGAAAAGAUGAUCGGCAAGCGCCCAAAUAUCUUUUUCCUUAUUUGUUGGAAAUACAUUUCCCCAAUCGCUACUCUGAUCAUCAUCCUGGCGAGCUUGGUGCAGUGGUCCGGUAUAUCCUACAACGACGUGCCAUAUCCUGGUUGGGCCGAAUUCUUUGGAUGGGUGCUUGCAAUUGCAUCUAUGAUAAUGGUUCCGACAUUUGCAUUAAUCCAGUUCUACCACUCCAAAGGAACCACUUUGAUUGAAAGGCUGAGGUCUCUACUGACUCCUGAUGCAAAUGCUUUCAACGCGGUCGAGGAGAGGGAAGGAAUUUCUCGCAAGAAGUUGGUCAUAAAAUAAACCAACUAUCAGUGUGCAUUUCUUGGAUUUUAUGCCCUUCAGUGUAAUAUAAAGCGAGAGGGCUGGCUCUCAGUAAAUGGCCAAUUUUAGCUCCGGAGCUGAGCUGAGCUGCGGAACACGGAACUGUAAACUAAACUAGCUUAAACUGUUAAACUGCUGUUACUUUGGCGUUAUUGUUUUCUGUUUGUCUCCAGUGAGACAGUUUUCUCAUGAUAUUCUGUCAACACUAUGUUUUAAGCGUUUAAUAUUUUUAUGACGAUUCUGACCUGAAACGAUAAGUUUCCUGUGACCUGAUCUGUUCUCCAGAUAUCAGAUUAUUUCAAAUGUAAGGAGUUUUGAAACAUAAUUACGAAAAAAUGACGAUUUCAAGAAUAAUCGAUCAGCUUUGAAUGAGGUUAAGAGUAUAAGUGAGAAUAAUUAUAAGUUUCCAUUAUUUGAUGAUAAAGUUCGUGUUUAGCCAACCAAGGCUGAACCAAACUGAAGAGUUGAUAAAGAACUGAGAUGAAAAUUGAUAGCUUCGUCAUCAUAAUUAUCACAGACAUCAUGAUUAUAGACAUCAUAUUUCACAUUAUUAUUAUAAACGUUCAUGUAGUACAAUAGUUAUUUUUUGUUCAUCAAAGCUAUAACAAAUUUUUCAAAUGCGAAAUGGUUUUUAGCAGGUUCGAUUCAUUAGCACUGCAAAGGCAAUCUACGCAUUAUUUCUUAGUAAUAGAAUAGAGUCAUUUACCCACCAUGCAGUGGGGCAGGUGCCCUUAAUCGCGUUCUUUAAGUUCUCUUCCUCAAGCAUCUCAACGAAAAACCCAUCUGUAAUGCUUUUGAACUUACUUUUAUCCCAUAUUAGUGGCCCCUCAGCUGUACUGGAAAUCCGCGGGUCUGAUUUGUUCUCUCCUCGUUUUCUAGUUAACAAUUGAUUGAUAACUAAAUGAGGUCCUCAAAUCUUGUUAUAAUUAUGAUUAACAGGUAGGAACUUCGCAUCGAGUAGUCAGAUAUACCUGGAGCCGAGUCCAUUUCACGAAGUAAUAUAUUAGGUUUUCAAAACGCAAGAUUUUGUGAUUUUUCUACCAAGUGUUUACACGUUUACGUCUUGGAGCUGCACUUGGACACGAAGUCAUUUUUAUCGUUUUUCUAGUGUGAAAUUUUGAUUGUAAGACAUUUUUUCGGGUUUUUUUAUUAUUAUUGUACAGAAAGCUUAAUUAAGUCCCUGUAAAAGGUCACACCUGAGAGGGGUUCAAAUGUCCAUUUUUAAAGCGAAACGGGUAUGAAAUUUGUUGUUUAAUGGGGUUUUAAUUAAUCGCAAGAUAAAGCUACAUGGUCUUCUAGCCCACAGUUUAGGAUCUAGCUUUUCCUUUAGAGGUUUAGUUUUUCUCAGUUUUUAUCGAUGUAUCUGAAAUGCCUUUUCUUUGCCUUUUCCAAAAACACCUGUUGUUACCGAACGCAAGUUUUAUCCAUUUUGGACUUUUCUCGAUUUUGAAAAGCUAGGGAGUAAUACGAACUGUUACUUUCACGAAACAUGCAAAGGAACGUUAAUUUAACACUCUUAAACCCGACGGACACAUUAUGACAGUCGAUAAUGAUUGCGGAAAUGAAUAAUUGCAAAACUUUCAUUUAUGCUUCAUUUAUAGUGGUUUCGAGCGAUGUUAAAAUGUAUUUCUCAAUACUAAAUGUCAAGGAGUCUUGUAGCUCACAGCAAUGGCUGAAUUAUGCCGAAAACUGUUUAAACGUAGAGUCGAGAUAUUUUGCUUUUUUCAGUAGAUUGACUGAUGUCUUGUGGUACGGUAUGCCCUGAAAUGUACAGUACUUACCAAACAUUAGGCGACGUAGGAGCCGUCCAAAACUUACGCUGAAUUUUGUUCAAACCACUUUAAGUAUGUGUUAGUGAAGCGAAACGAUAAAGAGCAAUGUUAGGUGGGCACUGUGUUUAUACUAAAUGAAAUAAAAAAUGCCGAAAAAAUAA